CUCGCGCCUCCCUCAGCCUCUGCGGCGGCGGCGGCUCCGCUCGGCUUCCUGCUCCGUCGCCGGCGGGCGGGCCGGGGCAGCCUGCGCGCUGCGGCCGCUGAGGGGACGCUGCGCCACCCGCCCGGCUCCCUGCAGCCCAGGUGGCUGUUUUUAAUGCAGUAGUGUCAUCAGCUGGCUGAAGACUAAACAUGAGAAUAGCAGGUGCUGCGAAGUUGGUAGUAGUCAUAGCAAUAUUUUUAUUGACAUUUUAUGUCAUAUCUCAAGUAUUUGAAAUAAAAAUGGAUGCAAACUUAGGACACAUAUUUGCUAGAUCAGCACUGGAUGCAGCUGCACGCUCUACAAAACCUCCAAGAUACAAAUGUGGGAUCUCUAAAGCUUGUCCUGAAAAGCAUUUUGCAUUCAAAAUGGCAAGUGGAGCAGCAAACGUAGUUGGACCUAAAAUCUGUGUAGAAGAUAAUGUUUUAAUGAGUGGAGUUAAAAAUAAUGUUGGCAGAGGAAUAAAUGUGGCCUUGGUCAAUGGUAAAACAGGAGAACCAGUAGACACUAAAUUCUUUGACAUGUGGGGAGGAGAUGUGGCACCAUUUAUUGAAUUUCUGAAGUCCAUCCAGGAUGGAACGAUAGUGUUAAUGGGAACAUAUGAUGAUGGUGCAACCAAGCUUAAUGAGGAAGCACGGAAACUGAUUGCUGAAUUAGGAAGCACAUCUAUUACUAACCUUGGCUUUAGAGACAACUGGGUCUUCUGUGGUGGAAAAGGAAUUAAGACUAAAAGUCCGUUUGAACAGCAUAUAAAGAACAACAAGGACACAAACAAGUAUGAAGGCUGGCCAGAAGUUGUUGAGAUGGAAGGCUGUAUCCCUCAGAAACAAGACUAAAUGAAAACAAAAGGAAAGGAUAAAGAAUAUGGAAGAAAAUGCACUUUCUGCUAUUAUUAGGGAGAGGGCUAUGAAGGAGUCUGUACCAUAAAUAAUAUUUUUAAAGCAUGCAACCAUCUUGUCGGUGUGUGCAUGAGCACUGACAUUUUGAAUAUUGGGAUUAUUUAUUGCUAACACACAUAGAAAUCCUUUUUGUAAAUAUGUCCAAAACAAAAUAAACAUCAAAUCAUUUCUAUGCAGAUUUCUUAAAAGCACAGUAAUUAGUUUGCCUGUGGUAAAUAAUAUCUUGUAGAUCAACUGGCUAAUAAAUGGCAUAUGCGGAUAAUAAACAGAUUCUGACAAAUGUUGUACUGUCCUCUUAACGGUGUAAUGUUGCUGUGAGUAUGUAACCUUUGUGGAAUACUGUAGAUUUUAGUAAUAAGUUAAUAAAGAGCUUUAAUUUUUUUUAUCCUCUGCCUUUUUAAUGGCAGCAUCACUUUUUAUUAAAGCUAUUUGGUUAUUCUAAUACCGGGUGCUCCAGAAAUUUAUUUUGUAGUCCCUCAUCAAAACUGAAUAAUCAGCAAAGGAAGAAUACGUGGUAGUGUAACACAGAUAUGUCAUGAGAAGCACAAUAGAAAUUAUUUUUAUGAGGGGAAGAACAAAAGUAAAUAUAUAGUGUAUGUGAUAUUUAAAAGCAGCUUGGAAGGAUUUGUACUGACUUGAAAAUAAUGUUUACUUUGUAGAAGAGACUUGGCAUGUUAAGCAGCAGUACGGUGGCUAACUUGUUCAGCUUUUAUUGCAAUUAUCGUACUGCUGCUUAACCAUCAAUUCUACCUGUGGCUGUACAGCUUUAGUCUCCAGUCACGUAGUAAAUAUGCAUAACGGAAUAGCUUUCUCUUUGUUCUAAUGUCAGGAAUAAGUUUCCCAUCACAAAGAGCCAGUUAGAAAGCAGUCCGACUUCUGGUGAGAGUUGUUUCAGGGUACACAAUUGUGCAGCUUUACCACCUAUGUUACAUCUAAUGUGAACUGAGGCAAUUUGUUCUUACAGCGAGAUGUUAGAGCAUUGUAUCUGGGGUUAUGCAGUGUGUGACUUUUAAACUUAGCUGACGAUGUUUCCUUCAUCUCUUUUUUUUUUUUUUUUUUUUUUGUAAAUGGAAAAAAAUGGACCAACUUUAAGUGGCCUUAUUCUUUAGCUUGUAUCAGAGCUGUGAGAAAAUGUUGCUUUCUUUGGAAACCUCUGUUUCUUUUAAGUAGGCCCAGCUUGAUCUUUUGGUAAAACUAGGUUAGUACAGUAUAACUGAUAGUAUUAGGGGCUGACACAGAAUUGAGUAUAAUCUCUUGGAGUUUUAUGUCAUGAGUUCUGUUAUAAUCUUAAAAAAUUUCUCGCUAGUACAGUGGGGCAAAAGCCACAGAGGAUUUUUCAGGAACCCAUAGUGUGAGUUGAACACAGUGGCACUAAAAAUACUAUUAUUGUUGAUGUCUUCUGAGACAAAUUUAAUUCUGUGCACUAAAAAUUUCAAGCAAUAUUGGGAAUUGCCUUGUAAGUCAAAUAACCUGUGAUACCAGAGUAAGGCUGGAUUCUGAGUUCUGUAUGUUUAACAAGCUUGUUAAAUAAUGUGGUUUUCCCUCAAGUUUAAUGUAGAACAGCAAUAAAUGCACCUUAUACAGUGAAACUGCCUUUGUUAUAUCUUUCAGAUUUUCUUGUGUAGGAGGACAUGUCAAAAUCAUGUAUAUUUUUUAAUCAAACUUCCCUGUUUCUAGCAAUUGGAAAAGAACUUCUAUUUUAUAACAUUGGGUUAUUGUGGAAAACUAAUUAUGUAUGUCCUGGAAUUUUCACAGAAAUAAAGUUUUGUUGGUGUAUAUGCCAGUAUUGGUUAUACUGCCAUCCUGAAUAAUAUAAAAAUAACUUGGCAGUUACUUGGCAGGGGCUUAAGAGAAAAAACCAUUUGUCUGCAUUAAUAGUUUCCCUGGACUACUCUUUAUUAUGGGUUUGAAUGCCAAUGAAUAUUUCAUCUUUCAGCAAAUUAAAAAGUUCAUAUUUCGUCUACAAAGUUAAAUGUUAAGGGCAGACCUCUUUUAGCCCUUGUAUCUUUUAAAUUUGUCCCCUUUUUUUCCUAGCAGUCUAAAUUAAGGGGUUAAAAGUCAUAAUGUAUUUAAAGUUGAACCUGUCACAAAGCUUUUAAACAACAGAUUUUAAAGCAAUAAAAUGUUAGGAUUAUUUUUGUAACUUCUCAAAUAGUUUGGUUCUUGUGAUUUUGAUGGAAAUCUUCCUCUUAUUCUCUAACCCCCGUCCUCACAGCUGUAAUGUAUCAUAUUAAAUAAAGACUCUUAAAAUAUAUAAAACUCAUAUUGGAGUAGCCAUGCAAGUGGGGUCUCCUUGCUUUUGUUCAUCAUCAUCAUAGUCUGUUGACUUGCCCCAAGAUCUAGUCAUGCCGUUUCUCACUUCUGCCUUGAGUGGGCCAGUUACAGCAUCCCCCUGUUGAGGUAAAUUUUCUGAUGCCUACUCUUAAGAAGUGAGACUUUGAUUGUCUGUUUUGCAUUUGAGUUACCAAGCACAGAGGUUACUUUUCUAGCCUUCCUGGUCUCAGUCAGCUGGUGCUAGGAAGUAGUUGCAAUGAUGAAGGCAUUUUCUACAGGUGGCUUCCCACAGGAGUACCCGUGUGUGCCAAAGCUCCCGGCUGCAUGUUUUCCUACACAACGUGCUGGGAACAUUUGCAGUGUCUUGCAGACUUGUUGAGAAGAGAGUUGUGAGGGAAGGAAAGAGAAAGAUGGCGGGGGAUGUCUACCUUAAAAAGUACAGCUGUGAGAAGAGUGGGGGGGAGGACACAAGAAGGUUGUAGCUUCAUUUUCAGCAAGGAGCACCCAGGUGGGAUUCAAGCCACCUAAAGACAGCUUCAUUGUGAACCACAGCUCUCAACUGCUGUACUAGUGUUGCUUUAUAUGGAUACCAGGAGUCAAGAAAGAAGCUGAAGGGGGUCUCUGCCUUGACGUGCCCUCUGUGUCUUUCCUGGAGUCUUUCAUGAUCAAACUUUUUUUUUUUUUUCCUUUCCCUCUGGAAACAAAAGAGCUUUUUACAGCUUUAGUUUUCCAAGUGAUAAUUUGGAAAAAGCUUCCCUUUGCUCAGCGUGUUUUGCUUUCUGGAUGUCUAGUUCCUUCAAACAUUGAUGUGACUACUAAACUGUUGAUGUAUGUGUAAUGUCUCUUAAACUGUUUGGACUUUCUGCAAUCUGAGUGAUUUUCAAGAAUGAGUGUAUUUAAUAAAAUGGAGUCCAGGUGGGUAACUUCAUGAGGGUAAAUAAAGUAAUAAUACUACUGCCUUAA
Tyto alba (common barn owl) is the source of this 4172-nucleotide messenger RNA. It is a transcript of the gene FAM3C, whose product is annotated as FAM3 metabolism regulating signaling molecule C. The transcript has 10 exons. Lineage: Eukaryota; Metazoa; Chordata; Aves; Strigiformes; Tytonidae. Bases 189 to 872 code for a protein of 227 amino acids. The record is from RefSeq and is a predicted model, not a curated record.